Messenger RNA from Peronospora matthiolae, 495 nucleotides. NCBI's taxonomy places the organism in Eukaryota, Oomycota, Peronosporomycetes, Peronosporales, Peronosporaceae. The record is from the annotation of a GenBank genome assembly.
AUGGUCGCAACUUGCGGAGAUGAAUGUAUCAAGGUCGUGCGAAUGAGCGACUGGAAAAAGAUCGCGGUGGAGUAUUUAGACAUAGAACCGGCUCCACCAAGUUCUCACGCCUCUGUGACUAGUGGAUCUCCUUCCCCCACAUCUUCGCCAGCUACGUUUACGGACAUUCCAGGAUCUAACUCAAGCAGUGGACCAAUACAGACACUCUCGUCGUGUUUCGAAGACCUUCAAUGGACUCCUGACGGACGCAUUCGGAGUGUUGGCUCGCACAGCGGCUGUCUGCACAACUUUCUGAUCCUCAGAUCGGCACUGCAGUCUCCGUUAUUCGACCUGGACUUGCAGUUUGCAGCUGUGCUGAAACCCAUCGCCCCAUGGACAAUGCUCUUCACCACGGGCUUCAUGUUAUUCGCUGUGUUGCUCGUGCUCAGUGUCCAAUCUGACGUCUCGUUCAUCGACGUCUUUCGCGCGCUGACCGGCUUCGUCGAAGGACUAUGA